GUUUACUAAAACAUCAUUUAGUUAUUACUAAUCAACGAGCACUCGGGAAAAAUGCAAAUCCUUUUAUUGCUAGCAAGUGCAGUAUUCAUAAAGGCUGCUGUUAUAGAAAAAAAUAAAGAAGAAAUAAAAUGUGACGGAAUCAUAAUAGGUGAUGUUUAUCAUGAUAUUGAAAUACUUAAGACUGAUAUAGACAGACCUUACUUAUUAGCAGUAGACUAUAGUACCAAUACAGUAUAUUUCAGCUAUAGUCUUAAUAAAGAUGACGAUAUUUUUAAAACUGCUUAUGUGAAUUUGAAUACAAAAGAAUUUGCUGAGUUACAAGGCAUCAAUAAUGGCUUCGCGCAAACUGUUGAUCAGAAGAGCCAUGAAAUAUAUAUUGGCGGAAGUAGUGGAAUAUACAAAUAUAAUCACAAAACAAAAACAGGGAAACACAUUGGAGCGAAAGGUAAUGAUAUUUGGAAUAUUUACUUCAAAGAUAUACUUUAUUAUUCAACAUUUCCCGAUCAAUUUCUUUAUACAUUAAUAAAUGGAGAAUCAAGCCGCUUUAAAGAACUAGAAGAUACUAAAGUAGAUCAGUUUGUGAUUGAUAACGAAGAUAUAAUGUUUUUUACAAAUGCAACUGGUUUGUUCGGUCAGAAGAAGGGUUCACAAGAUGCUAUUAAAUACAAAGAAUCAAGUGAAGGAAUAAGAGGACUAACAACUGAUAUUAAUGGAAAUGUGUAUAUCUGUACAGCUGAUGGUAUAUUCAAAAUCGAAAAAGCCACAGUAUCCUUAGACAAAGUUCUGGAUAUUGAUGAUGCAUUUGGGUUGGCUUUCGAUAACGAGAACAAUAUCGUUUAUUCUGACGCUACUAAGCUGGUUAGACUUAAACCGAAUAAGUAUAAGACUUGCGAAAUCGAGAACCAGAGUUAAAACUAUUUCCAGUGAACUUAACAUGUAAACAACAGUUUAUUUUCUCAAAAUAAAACACUAAACGUUUUUAAAUCUCUGUUACUCUUAAUUUUGUAAAAAUGCUCGUAUUAUAAUAAUUAUUUAAGUAGAUGUAAAGUUUAAAUUAUGUUUAAGUUAUUCGUACUAUGUCCCUAAGUUUAAUUAUUCAGUGUAAAUGAAGUUAGGUUGCCCAAAUACAAUAAUUGGGUACAAAAGGCGGGCAGCCCAAUAAAUUUACACUUGAACAAUUCAAAUCUAGAACCGACUCCUGACAGAUAACUAGGUAUAAAUCAAUAGCUGAGAAGGGCAAACAAAAGACAGUUUAGGGCAGAAUAUUUUAAUAUAUAACUAAGUAAACGUUUUACGUUUUA
Pararge aegeria (speckled wood butterfly) is the source of this 1301-nucleotide messenger RNA. Its product is annotated as ommochrome-binding protein-like. The record is from RefSeq and is a predicted model, not a curated record. NCBI's taxonomy places the organism in Eukaryota, Metazoa, Arthropoda, Insecta, Lepidoptera, Nymphalidae. Gene Ontology annotation, molecular function: protein binding. The coding region runs from base 52 to 912 and encodes 286 amino acids. The transcript has 2 exons.